GUACUGUAAAAACAUGUAGGUGUAGCAGCAGUAGGUGUAACAUGUACACCUAAAUAUCCGGGAGGUCUUCUUGUUAUGGCGGUCGCACUCUGCCAUGAAAACGGAAUCAGGCAAAGUCAGCUUUCUCCAAAAUACUUGGAAAGCAACUCGACUAGCCACAACUGGCCUUUCAGUGCUGUAGCGGAGCUGAUAGACAAUGCUUACGACCCUGAUGUAAAAGCACGUGUAUUGAAUAUUGAACUGAAACGGCAUGGUGAAUUUGAAAGGUUUUGCUUCACCUUUACUGAUGAUGGAAAAGGAAUGGAUGCAGACGGACUGCACAGGAUGCUCAGUUUUGGAUUUUGUGACAAGGAUGUGUUUUUGGAUGAUAAACACAAGCCCAUUGGACACUAUGGGAAUGGUUUCAAGUCCGGCAGCAUGCGCCUAGGGAAAGAUGCACUUGUGUUUACAAUGCACAAAGACACAAUGAGUGUUGGUUUUCUAUCACAGUCUUACUUGGCGGCUAUAAAUGCUGAGACCAUUCUAGUUCCGAUAGUGUCAUGGACGAGGUCAAGCGACACUGUGAUUCCAACUGUUGAUGCCGAGAAUAGUCUAACAGCAAUCAAGACGUACUCUCUUUUUCACUCAGAAGCAGAACUACUAAGCCAGUUCAAGCAGCACUUCAAGAAGAGUGGAACAGGGACACACAUAAUCAUCUACAACUUGCGACAAACUAUAGAUGGACACUUAGAAUUUGACUUGGCCACAGACAUCACAGAUAUCAUGAUUCCAGAUGAUGCACACCACAGCUCAGCGAAAGGUAAAUACAAGAAGCAGGAUCGUGAAGACUGGCAUCCAGCUAUGGACUACUCAUUACGGGCAUACUGUAGCAUUCUGUAUCUGAAGCCAAGCAUGAAAAUUUAUCUAAGAGGGAAGAAAGUUCAAACUCAAGCGAUCGCUAAGAGUCUAACACAUACUGAGGUUGAUGUUUAUCGACCAAGAGAGUUGAACAAACGUGUGAAGAUUGUGUUUGGAUUCAGUCCAAAGCGUCAUCAUUAUGGUGUCAUGAUGUAUCACCAUAACCGGCUCAUAAAAGGCUAUGUGAGGGUUGGAAAUCAAGUGAAGAACAAUGGGCGUGGUGUCGGUGUUGUUGGUGUUAUCGAAUGCAACUUUCUUCAUCCAACACACAACAAACAAGAUUUUGAAUAUAAUGUGGCAUAUCGGGCUUGUCUUGUUGCACUUGGAGCCAAGCUGAAUGAGUAUUGGUUUGAGAAAAAGAAUUUAGUCUCGUCACGAAAUUCAGAGAAUCAAGCAGCCGAUUCAUCUGUUGAUGUAGAUUCACCAGUGGACAUUGUAGGUCCAGAUCAGACAUGGGUUCAGUGUGAUUAUCCCGAUUGUCUAAAAUGGCGGAAACUACCCCUUGGAACUGAUCCAGACAGCUUACCAGAAAAGUGGUUUUGCGAUUUGAAUCCAGAUCUUAAUUUUCGGUCAUGCGGUGUUCCAGAGGAAGAGGAGGAUGUCAAUGAUGAGUUUGUGCAGGCCUAUGACAAAAAGGAAAAGAGAAAGAUGCAAAAGGAACGGUUGUUGUUGGAUGUUAGGGAAGCUGACGUGAUCAAGCAAGAGAAGCCUGAACAAACUUCAAAGUUGAAGCAAACUUAUGCAGCAGAACUAACAGUCAGAGCUCGUCAAGAUGUCAUUAGAAAUGUCGUAGAUGUGAGACGUGCACAGCAACAGCAGUUUGUUCCAGUCAGUACAAUGGAAUCGCCACUGUUAGUGCAAAUGAGAACAAAUAACCAAGCUAUUCCAGUGUUGCAGUCUUCAUCCAUUAAUAGUUUGCCAAUCCAGUCACCUGCCAGUUGCAUUUUAGUUAACACAUUGCCAACUACAUCUCCCACUCACCUCACACGUGGCACAUCUUCACAACAAGGCAGUGAUAAUGGACAAAAUUAUAUGAUGUUGCUACAACUGGCAGAAUCAGUUUCCCCCACUCACAUUGCUGCAACAAGUGUCAGUGGGACUAACAGCAGAAAGAGAAAGCGGUCUGAGACAAUUUUUCUACCUCCUCAUUCAUCACAAUCUAUUUGUACAGGAUCUCUUAGUACAGGACCUCAUAAUAGUAAGGUCCCUGCGCCAGAAAACAAUGUUUUGAAUUCAACAUCUCCUAGGGAGGAGACUGAAACUACAUGUCUAGACAAAGAUGAUGAUGAUGAUGAUGAUGAUGUAAUUAUACUUGAUGAUAAGUGUCCAGUAACUAGCAGAAAUAGAAGCUCAGAGGACAAGAAACACCCAUUUAGUUUACCCCAAGCUCUUAAAAACUAUUUGUCAUCUGAAAAGCGUCAACUUGCUGUUGAGUUCUACAAGCAAAGUCCUGCUGAAAUAUUUAACUCAUUGGUGGAUACCGCUGCUGAGUUGGAACGACUGAGAAGUAAUGUUACAAAGUUGCUUAAAAACGUGGCUUCGGAUCUCUUUUCUAGUGAAGUCACUAACUUGCCUGUGGAUGAGUUACUGCAGUCAGUUGUUGACAAUCUUGAGUAGUCUCAUUGAUAGUUUCAUUUGUUACAAUAUCAUAAUUUGUUACAAUACCAUAAAUAUGAAUUGUAUUUUAAUUAAUACAUUGGUCUGGAACAAUGUAGACCAAA
Corticium candelabrum is the source of this 2618-nucleotide messenger RNA. RefSeq names its product MORC family CW-type zinc finger protein 3-like. The record is from RefSeq and is a predicted model, not a curated record. Gene Ontology annotation, cellular component: nucleus. The coding region runs from base 76 to 2514 and encodes 812 amino acids. NCBI's taxonomy places the organism in Eukaryota, Metazoa, Porifera, Homoscleromorpha, Homosclerophorida, Plakinidae. Gene Ontology annotation, molecular function: zinc ion binding; ATP hydrolysis activity. The transcript has 18 exons.